AUGUUGUCUCCGUACCUCGAGCAGAUGUCCGUACAAACUAACUCGCAAAACAUACCUCUUUUUGACGGCCGCCAGCCCCCUCUCAAAGAUUUUCUGCAGGAAAUAGAAAACAGUGCCGCGUUUAUAGCCGAAGUGUCGGAGCCUGGUUUUCUCAAAGCCGUUCUGAGUAGAUUAAGAGGCUCAGCGCGAGAUAGUGUUCGUGGACUCCGUUUUGACGGAAUAAAUGAACUUACGGAGCACUUAAGAAAACGGUUUGCAUCCUCGAAAAAGUACCAAUGGUACUUAGACAAUAUAAUGACGAUUAGACUAAAGCAAACUGAAACGGUAAGCGACUACCAUGACAGAUUAAGAGGACUCAUAAGCGGUGCACGACACGCGUUAGAACUUAAAUAUAACAAAACUUAUCUCGAAGUUGUUCGAAAUGAAGUCGGUGCUAACGAACGCGGACAUGAAGUGUCCGAAAGCGAGAUAAUCAUGCAGCCUGUAGUGGAAAACGUAUUCCGCGCUUUCGUUAGGGGUCUGCCCGAGGAAAUGUCCACGUUUGUCGACACGCGCAAUCCCCGAAAUCUCGAUGAGGCUUUCGAACAUGCCCUUUACGCGGAAGAACGCCGUAACUAUAACGAAAGAACUAGGCCGUCCUCCUACCACAUCACUCGAGCAGACGAUAGAACUCGAUCCCCUAGCCCGUACAGUCGUCAGGUAGAGGGGCAAGUGUCAAUAGAAAAAAGAAAAAGUGAUAGUGAUAGGGAAAAUAGUGGUCCUAGACCCAGCCAAAGCCAACCCAGCGGGGUAAUGCAAUUCACUCCGGAGCAAUUGGCGGCAUUCUACAAAUCGAUGAUGCCGCCGUUUGCUCAACCAAUGGCUUAUGCGCCACCUAUCCAACCCAUACCGUAUGCUGCACCUUACGCGCCGGUACAGCCCCAACAACAGUACCAACAAUACAGGGCACCGACACAAGGCUAUAGGCCGAACUCGACGCUCCGACGCGGCCCCGAGUCCAACUCCCCAGCGUCAGAGGACCGUCCACUUUGCCCCGGACCAAGUUGGGUCCGUAGAGCAAAAUUUAGGGGAGAGGAUUCCCCAGUAGUUCAAUUAGAUGCACCUGAGUUCAAAGAAACAAAGGUGAACUUCCUAGUUGACCCCGGCUCUGACACAAAUUUAAUUAAAGCCAAUAUUUUGAAACCCGAGCUCACACUUGAUCGAAGCAAGUGCACUGAGAUUACGGGUAUUACCAAUCAUUCGGUCCCAACAUUGGGAACUGUCGAGGUUACAGUCCUCAAUGUUCCGAUCGAAUUUCAAGUUGUAAAAAGUAGCUUCCCGAUUUCUACAUCUGGAAUUCUGGGAAGACCGUUCUUGCGUCAGGAACAAGCUCAACUUUCCUUUAGACAUAAUGCUCUUGUAACCAUUACAAAUCCGGUGACUCCUAUUCCGUUUGUGGACCGCGAAUCACUGGAAGCUAGAGAAAAGUUGAGACCCCAAAUUAAACCAUUCGCAAGAAUACUAAGAAUUCAAGCUCGAACCAGAAAACCAAUAGCGAUCAAUGUGCUCAACCCGGAGUUGAAAGAGGGCUAUCUCCCGCGCAUGCAGGCCCCAGGAGGUGUCUACCUGGGGGAAGCCCUAGUCUCGAGUAAAGAUGGUGUAUGCCAUGCGAUGGCCAUUAACACCACCGAGGAUGACAUUGACUUACGAUUGGAACCACAGAAGCUCAUUCCAUUUGACUUUUGUAAAUUUCCCGGAGAAGAAUUUUCUGAUUCCGAUUCCGAGAAAUUGCAGAAGAUCACGGACAUGGGAAUUUCUGAUAGGGUCCGUAAAGUCAAGGAGUCCCUACAUACCUCUCACUUGACUCCGGAGUGUAAAGAGAUGGUAAAUCGAUGGGCGGAAGACUUUUCUGACAUAUUCCAUCUUAAUGGAGAAAUGCUCACUUGUACGCACAUGGUACAGCAUAGAAUUCCGACCAUCGAUGACCAAGUGAUCCGAAAGAAACAAUACAGGUCCCCUAAUGAGGCUUUGGAGCAAAUAGAUGCGCAGCUCCUAAAGCAAUUCAAUAGCGGGAUAAUAGGUCAUUCUAAUUCCGAUUAUAAUUCUCCACUACUAAUCGUGCCGAAAAAACUCGACGCUUCAGGAGAAAAGAAGUGGAGGGUCGUAAUCGAUUACAGAGCCCUAAAUGAAAAGGUAAUUGGAGACGCAUUUCCAUUGCCAAAUAUUAGUGGAAUAUUCGAUCGCUUGGGAAAAGCCAGGUUCUUUACCGUCUUUGAUUUAGCAAGUGGGUUUCACCAAGUCGAAACACACCCCGAUGACCGACACAAAACGGCGUUCUCUUCGAGAAACGGUCACUACGAGUAUCAUAGGAUGCCCAUGGGCAUAAAGAACGCUCCUCCCACUUUUCAACGAUUACUUAAUAGUGUACUAAGUAACAUGCUCGAUACUGAGGCAUUUGUCUAUUUAGACGACAUUAUUAUUUAUUCGGACACACUUGAAGAGCAUGAUGUAAGAGCCCGGCGGCUUUUCACUAAGCUUCGGGAAGCAAAUCUAAAACUUCAACCCGACAAGUGUGAGUUUUUGAAAACGGAAGUGGCGUACCUUGGGCACGUUAUUAGUGGGAAUGGCGUUAAACCUAACCCCAACAAAAUCGAAGCCAUUAAAAACUUCCCUAAACCUAAGACGCAAAAAGACAUUAGAAGUUUCUUAGGGCUAUCCGGAUAUUAUCGUCGUUUUAUCAAGGACUACGCUAAAUUAGCUAAACCUCUAUCGGAAUUGUUAAAGAAGGACGUAAAGUGGGAAUGGGGUGAAUCACAGUGUAAAAGCUUUUUAAGACUAAGGAAAUACUUGUGUCGCAAACCUAUUCUGCAAUAUCCAGACUUCCAACAAGGAUUUAAGUUAACCACUGACGCCUCAGAAUAUGCCGUAGGGGCAAUGCUAACUCAAGAAGUAGACGGCAUAGAUUUACCUGUGAGCUACUUCUCAAAGGUCCUUAAUAAAAACGAACUAAACUAUCCCAAAGCUGAAAGAGAAUGUUUGGCGGUAUUACACGCUGUAGAACAUUUUCGACCCUAUCUGUAUGGUCGAGAAUUCACACUAGCGUGUGAUUUUGAACCCAUUCAUUGGAUGUCUUAUAUUGAUAAUCCAGGAGCAAGGCUCUCAAGAUGGAGGCUGAGGCUCCAGGAUUAUCAAUAUAAGUUUGAGUAUAAACCGGGUAAAAUAAAUCGAAUUGUGCAGGCCCUAUCGAACAAUCCUGUAGAAGAGAAGGCGACCAAAAAUGAUCAGUGUUCUGACGCGAGUUCCGAAUCGGACUGGACCGAUUCGUCACUAGACAAUGCUGCAGAUACCGAAAUCAAUGUCCCUAAAAAUGACUCUACUCAAAAACCCCCGCCACUCCGUGCAUUGCCUAUCAAGGACAGUAAAAAGGACAAUAAAAAGGAUAGUGCGGGAAAGGAUCCUAAGAGUGUUAACCCCUCUCAACCCAGUUCUUCUUCCACAAGGCCUUAUACCAGAUCAACUUCCCAAUCAGAUAAAAAGACCAUUUUAAAACCUAACCCAACUUUCAAAUUACCUGGAGCUCCGUCAAAACCUCCCACAACAAAACCAGGACAGCCGGCAGCGAGCCUCCAGCCUAGAAUUCCUACGCGAAGAGCGACAGCCCCUGGACCUUUGAAUUUCAAGCCCACAUCUAUCCUAAAAGGACCAAAGGGAGCUGCAUCAAGCAACCGACCCAUGAGGAUGAAUGCUGACAACUUCCAACUCCCUGGUCCAUCUUCAAGAUCUGAACCUCCACCCCGACGACCGGGAAGACCUAAAGGCUCUACCCAGCCAAAGGAAUCCGACGGAGAGGAGCCCUAUCGGCCUCCGGCAGCAGUAAGCUCAAUCGACCCUGAUGUCAGCUGCAUAGCCAAAAGAUUGAGAAAAAGAACGACCUCUGCUGCCCAACCUUCAAAAGAUUCAGCACUCUCCAGUUCUUCUUCGGACGAACGAUUGUCCACCAGCGAAAGUGAAGAAGAUUCGGACCCUCCAGUGUUUCGAAAAGACCAUAGUGCCUUCCCCAGUGUUCCGAUAAGCCCGACCCCGAAACAAUCUUGUGCCACCGGAAGUGAUCCCAAUGUCUCCGAAACUUCAGCCCUCCUGUUUCCCUUGUCGAAUGAACCCUACACAGACGUUUACGUAGAUGGCGCGUGUGGAGAUAAUGGUGGAACGAGGCCCAGAGCAGGCAUAGGAGUGUGGUUCGGACCUAACCACCCCCUUAAUGUGUCGCGAAGAUACGGAGGACGACAAACCAACAACGCCUCAGAAAUCGAAGCGGCUACAGUGGCGAUCCAUCAGGCAAAGAAAGCUGGGAUCAGAAAACUUAGAAUUAAAACUGAUUCCAAAGUUCUUGUCCAAGGCAUAGAGGAAUGGGUUCCAAAAUGGCAAAAGAACGACUGGAAGACGAACGAUAACAAACCCGUCAAAAACCAAAAAGCCUACGAACGAUUGAUAAAAGCCUUGAAACAUGCUGAUGUUAUUUGGGAGCAUGUACAAGGGCAUGAUGGUAUUGAAGGUAAUGAAAAUGCAGAUCGCCUUGCUAGAGAUGGUGCACUCCUCGAGCCACCUUCAGAAUCGAGCUCUUCUUCUGAAUCAUCUGCAGAAGAACCGGAAGAAGAACAAGCUCCAGAAAAUAUAGUGAUCAGCGUUUUGCCACGUCCUAUUAGCAGCGAAGAAAGUUCAGACUCCAUCAACGAUGAAGAGCAAUGGAAACAGAAUCACCCCUGCAUUGACCUCGACAAAUCAGUCCAAAAAUUUGAGGAAUUUCUGGCCAAAAGAAGUGUCAACCCAUCGGACCUUACCAAUCAAACCCUGGCUUGGGAUCAUGAAGGAAUGGACACGACACGUCGGAAGCCACAUGUCUCGGAAGGUGAGAGCGAUGAAGAAUAUUUGGAGCUCCUGAAGGAUUUAGAUCCUUGUCAAGACUACAACGACAAUGCUUUUGGAAAAAGAGUCAAUGAUUUUCUGAAAAAUUACAACCAAAGUAGACAAAAGAAAAGAGAGGAAGAAGUAGAGCAACCUGUUGCCAAAGCAGAUGUAACAUCCCCUGGUCCUGAAGCAGCCACAGAAGUGUUCCCUUCUAGCCCAAAUAGACCACCAUCCAGAAGAAGUGUUGUGCGAUUUAAAGAAAUUCCUCAAGUCUUUGAAGACCCUGAGGAAGAUGUAUUUUUUUCAAAAAGUCCUUCAAUCUCAACUCCAGGAUUCCUGUCCGCUCCAGAUGCACAGUCGACUCCAUACACUCACCAUCAAGAACGAGAAACCCCUGUUCUGGAAAAACCAACAAGAGAAAGAAAAGGAAACAUUAUGCCACGCCGAUUACAAUCACGAAGUUCCAACAGUGAAAAUACAGUGAAGUGCGCGGCACCAAUGAGCCCCUUUUUGAACUUAAAAAUCCCCUAUUGUGACCCCCCGACUCCAUCCUCGGCGUCUGAAACGUCCGAUGAUGAAAAAUCCACAAGUAGAGGACAACAAUUAACAAACAUUGAUAAUAAAUGGACAGAACCACUGACUUACAAACGAGACAAUUAUGCCCAUUUUAUCUCAGAGGACUGUGAGCCUGUCGAUUCCAUUUCGAAACUGUUAAUAGCUACGGAAAAGAUAGACAUGCAGGACAUUCGAGACAGUAAACCCAUAAAAGGACAAGUUCAUCUUACCCUUUGUGGGAAAUAUAGGGUAUAUUCAAUCGUAGUUAAAAAGCGGUAUUCGGACGAGUUAGAUUGGAGGGAUGUUACCGAGGGUUUGAAAAAUUUAAAGUACGCCCUCACGCUGGACAAUCAAAAUCACUGCCGUAUGGCAAAUUCUGGAGACCUCUUAGGUUCUCUCCCACAAAACAAAAUGGCGGAACUAGUAGCAGGAAUAUUCCGCGGUGGCGAUAUAAAAAUCACCUUGUGCCACGGAAGAAUUCAAGUUCCUCCCUUAGAAUUGCGACCCAAGAUAAUAUCAGAAUUCCACAGUAGCCUUGUAGGAGGUCAUAAAGGCAUUACGAAAACGUACCGUAGAAUACGCGAACGAUUCUACUGGCCGAGACUGCGAGACGAAGUUACAGAGUUUAUUCGACAAUGUAAAAGUUGUUUCGAGAAUAAACUGGCUAGGGCCCGUACGAGAGAGCCUAUGAUCAUAACAGACACACCGGCUAUGCCUUUCGACAAAGUGUCUUUAGAUACUGUAGGAAAACUUAGAACUACCCCCAAUGGGAAUCGGCACAUUCUCACAAUGCAAGAUAACUUUAGUAAAUAUUGCAUUGCCGUUCCCAUUCCAGACAUAAAAACCACCACCAUCGCUCACGCAGUAGCGACAAACCUUUUUGCCACGUUUGGAGCACCCAGAUGUGUACUCACAGACAGAGGCGGAAGUUUUGUGAGUUCCCUAAUGCGGAAGCUUGAAGGAAUAUUUGGUGUCAAACAGCUUACAACUUCUGGCUAUCGACCCCAAACCAAUGGAGCUCUAGAAAGAAGCCACAUUGAGUUGACAGACUACAUUAAACACUACGCAAGGGAUUUCGACGAUUGGGAUCGUCUGCUCCCAUUUGCGAUGUUUAAUUAUAACACGUCAAUUCACGAGGCGACUGACUUCACUCCGUACGAGUUGGUUUUUGGUCAUAUAGCAAGAAUCCCAAGUUCUUUUCCACAAGGGCCAGAACUUGAAACCUAUGGGUCAUACCUGAGAGAUCUUGUCACCCGAAUGACCGAGUUGCAAAAUUUGGCGGCUGGAAGUCUAAGAAGGGCAAAAUGUCGUUCUAAAGAAUUCUAUGAUCGCAAGGCUCGAUCAUCGAAUGUUAAGGUUGGAGACCAGGUAUACACCUACAAGGAAGUAAGAACAAACAAAUUUGACAACAGAGCAAGCGGUCCGUAUACGGUUGUAGACAUUACCCAGAAUAAUAAUGUUAUUCUGGAAAACGAGAAUGGCGAUAGGUUCGCCAAACAUAAAGAUAAGGUAUUGGUUACCCAUUUGUAA
Molecule: messenger RNA, 6969 nt
Organism: Leptopilina heterotoma
Lineage: Eukaryota; Metazoa; Arthropoda; Insecta; Hymenoptera; Figitidae
Exons: 2
Coding region: 1-6969 (2322 amino acids)
Biological process (GO): DNA integration
Molecular function (GO): RNA-DNA hybrid ribonuclease activity; nucleic acid binding
Source: RefSeq, a predicted model, not a curated record